AGAGUAGGUACAGAGUAGGAACAGUCAGACACAUACACUCACACAGACAGACGGUGAACAUGGGCCAGUUACUCAGCUGGAUCCGAGCUACUCGGGACAAUCAGGCCUUACAGGAUGUGGCCGUGGAACAACAGUCGCAGCCUAGACAGUACUCACCCACUUCAGUGGCACAGGUUGCUGUGAAUCCAGCACAAUUUGAGAGUGCAUCUGCCGCCUCCACCAUGGCUACAAAGCCAGGGGCGGUGUCCGUGACAAUGGGUGGUGCCACAGCAAGUGGUGCCACAGCGGGAGGAAGUCCUACUACAGCAGGGACAACACAAAGAGGAACGGCCAAAGUGGCGAUGCCAGAGACGGCACUCGUCUCUCCAGCAGGUGCUACUAUUAUUGACAUACCAACACCUGGGACCAAAGGCAGUCCUAAAGACACCCCAAAGCCGGCACCCAUGCACCCAGCCAAAGCUACACCUCCUACCACGGGAGGAGGCAAUAUUGUAGGGGAGGCGACAACUCCAUGGAAAGCUGAAGUACCAAAGCUUCAAGAGUCUCUGAAACAGACAGCCAAGAGUGUGCCCACCACAUCAAGCAAAGUUGACAUGGCUAAAAAGGAUCCUGCUCAGUUGGUUACGGCCGUUGCUGCACCAGCUGCCGCAGCUGGAAAUGCCUCUCUGAAGGGGCCACAGACUAAGGUACAGGUGGAAGUAGUUCCCCCAGGAGCUAUGGCAGCCAAAGAGGAGCUUGCUGUGGACCCGUUCGAUGCCCUGGCUGAUUCCUUACCCUCAUCAGAGUCUUUCGCCCCUGCAGCCCAUGUAUACACCGGGCCAGAGGUGAUAGAGCAUGGAUUGACCUCAAAGAAGGGCGUGAUAUGUGGGGGGAAAGACUGCCCACUGCCCCCAGGAUACCGAUUUGAAGACAUGGCCCCAGUUGCAGAUGUCAAGCCAAAAGAUGUCCCGAAACCCAUGAGCACAGAUGAGGCUCUGGACUCCCUGUCCUUUGGGUUCACAACCUCUAUGGCUCCCAUCCCUCAGAAACAGGAGAAGAAAGUGGAAGACUUGGGUGCCAUUGAUGCCUUGUCUGCUGGCUUCUCAAACUUUGCUCCACCUCCACCUGCUCCCAUCAAGAAAUCUGAAGAGUUUAAGUCUGCGCCUGUGACCAAGUCUCCUGCUCCCCCCGUUGACAAGAAAGCUAAGGUGGAAAAGUUUGCUGAUGACUUCUCUCUGAUGUCAGGAUUGGACUCCCCACUGGACACCAAGCCCAAGACAGAUGAGAGUGUGCCCACCACAUCAAGCAAAGUUGACAUGGCUAAAAAGGAUCCUGCUAAGUUGGUUACGGCCGUUGCUGCACCAGCUGCCGCAGCUGGAAAUGCCUCUCUGAAGGGGCCACAGACUAAGAAAGUUGAGGAUUUCGCUUCUGUUGAUGCCUUGUCUGCUGGCUUUUCCAACUUUGCUCCACCUCCACCCGCUCCCAUCAAGAAAUCUGAAGAGUUUAAGUCUGCGCCUGUGACCAAGUCUCCUGCUCCCCCCGUUGACAAGAAAGCUAAGGUGGAAAAGUUUGCUGAUGACUUCUCUCUGAUGUCAGGAUUGGACUCCCCACUGGACACCAAGCCCAAGACAGAUGAGAGUGUGCCCACCACAUCAAUCAAAGUUGACAUGGCUAAAAAGGAUCCUGCUAAGUUGGUUACGGCUGUUGCUGCACCAGCUGCCGCGGCUGGAGAUGCCUCUCUGAAGGGGCCACAGACUAAGGUACAGGUGGAAGUAGUUCCCCCAGGAGCUAUGGCAGCCAAAGAGCCGGCACCCAUGCACCCAGCCAAAGCUACACCUCCUACCACGGGAGGAGGCAAUAUUGUAGGGGAGGCGACAACUCCAUGGAAAGCUGAAGUACCAAAGCUUCAAGAGUCUCUGAAACAGACAGCCAAGAGUGUGCCCACCACAUCAAGCAAAGUUGACAUGGCUAAAAAGGAUCCUGCUCAGUUGGUUACGGCCGUUGCUGCACCAGCUGCCGCAGCUGGAAAUGCCUCUCUGAAGGGGCCACAGACUAAGGUACAGGUGGAAGUAGUUCCCCCAGGAGCUAUGGCAGCCAAAGAGGAGCUUGCUGUGGACCCGUUCGAUGCCCUGGCUGAUUCCUUACCCUCAUCAGAGUCUUUCGCCCCUGCAGCCCAUGUAUACACCGGGCCAGAGGUGAUAGAGCAUGGAUUGACCUCAAAGAAGGGAGUGAUAUGUGGGGGGAAAGACUGCCCACUGCCCCCAGGAUACCGAUUUGAAGACAUGGCCCCAGUUGCAGAUGUCAAGCCAAAAGAUGUCCCGAAACCCAUGAGCACAGAUGAGGCUCUGGACUCCCUGUCCUUUGGGUUCACAACCUCUAUGGCUCCCAUCCCUCAGAAACAGGAGAAGAAAGUGGAAGACUUGGGUGCCAUUGAUGCCUUGUCUGCUGGCUUCUCAAACUUUGCUCCACCUCCACCCACUCCCAUCAAGAAAUCUGAAGAGUUUAAGUCUGCGCCUGUGACCAAGUCUCCUGCUCCCCCCGUUGACAAGAAAGCUAAGGUGGAAAAGUUUGCUGAUGACUUCUCUCUGAUGUCAGGAUUGGACUCCCCACUGGACACCAAGCCCAAGACAGAUGAGAGUGUGCCCACCACAUCAAUCAAAGUUGACAUGGCUAAAAAGGAUCCUGCUAAGUUGGUUACGGCUGUUGCUGCACCAGCUGCCGCGGCUGGAGAUGCCUCUCUGAAGGGGCCACAGACUAAGGUACAGGUGGAAGUAGUUCCCCCAGGAGCUAUGGCAGCCAAAGAGCCGGCACCCAUGCACCCAGCCAAAGCUACACCUCCUACCACGGGAGGAGGCAAUAUUGUAGGGGAGGCGACAACUCCAUGGAAAGCUGAAGUACCAAAGCUUCAAGAGUCUCUGAAACAGACAGCCAAGAGUGUGCCCACCACAUCAAGCAAAGUUGACAUGGCUAAAAAGGAUCCUGCUCAGUUGGUUACGGCCGUUGCUGCACCAGCUGCCGCAGCUGGAAAUGCCUCUCUGAAGGGGCCACAGACUAAGGUACAGGUGGAAGUAGUUCCCCCAGGAGCUAUGGCAGCCAAAGAGGAGCUUGCUGUGGACCCGUUCGAUGCCCUGGCUGAUUCCUUACCCUCAUCAGAGUCUUUCGCCCCUGCAGCCCAUGUAUACACCGGGCCAGAGGUGAUAGAGCAUGGAUUGACCUCAAAGAAGGGAGUGAUAUGUGGGGGGAAAGACUGCCCACUGCCCCCAGGAUACCGAUUUGAAGACAUGGCCCCAGUUGCAGAUGUCAAGCCAAAAGAUGUCCCGAAACCCAUGAGCACAGAUGAGGCUCUGGACUCCCUGUCCUUUGGGUUCACAACCUCUAUGGCUCCCAUCCCUCAGAAACAGGAGAAGAAAGUGGAAGACUUGGGUGCCAUUGAUGCCUUGUCUGCUGGCUUCUCAAACUUUGCUCCACCUCCACCCACUCCCAUCAAGAAAUCUGAAGAGUUUAAGUCUGCGCCUGUGACCAAGUCUCCUGCUCCCCCCGUUGACAAGAAAGCUAAGGUGGAAAAGUUUGCUGAUGACUUCUCUCUGAUGUCAGGAUUGGACUCCCCACUGGACACCAAGCCCAAGACAGAUGAGGGUGGCUCCAUGUCCCUGGAUGCUCUCAGUGCUCUGGGAGACUCUCUGCCUGCUCUAGAACCAGCACCUGAACCUCCCAAGAUCAGACAUGAGGACAUAGUCACGGAGGGCAAACUCACAUCGAAGAAGGGAGUGUUUGUGGGUGAGCGAGAUGACACACUCCCACCAAAGUACAGGUUAACAGAAAACAAAGUCAAAGACCUGCCUCCUCUGAAGCCAGAGCCCUCCAUGGACUCUGGUGAGGCUCUGGAGAUCUUGUCAGGUGACUUCAUGUCUUCCUGUGUGGCUCCAGCUGUCCAGGCUCCUGUCCUCUGCCCCCCAGCUCCUCCCACACAGGCCUCAGAUGACUUUGCCUUGGAUGCUCUGGCAGGGGACUUUGUAGCCCCAGCUGUUGCUCCUGCAGUCAAAUCUGCUGUUGACCGCCAGCUAUCUAGAGGGACAGUAGAUGCUUUGGAUACCUUGUCAGACUCCCUGAUGGACAAGACUCCUAUCCCAGAGCCUGCUCCUGUCUCAGUCAGAGACAUCGUCAAGGAGAAAAAGAUUAUGGAGGAGAAGCUUACCAAAGUGGGGGAGAGGGAUUCCAGCCUUCCAGCUGAAUACCGGCCCACAGAGAAAGACCGAAAGGCAAUGGCAGAGGCCAAAGUCCAGGCUGAUGUUAGACCCAAGCAGCCAUCGAUGGAUGACAGUGAGGCCCUUGACCUCUUGUCUAGAGACUUGUCUUUCUCAGCUGGUCCAGCUGCAGCCUCAGUAGCCGUGACAACAGAGCAGAGACAGCCCAGACUGGAGCCCAUGUCUGCCCCUGUCCUGGAUGACCUGGCAGGCACCCUGCUCCCAGACACCCCCGAGUUCAAAUCCAAGGGAGACAAGCCAAAGAGCAAGAGCAAGUCAAGGUCAAAGUCAAAGAAACAAAGGGAGGAGGAUCCGUCAUCCAUAGACCACCUGUCUGGACAGCUGAGUUCAGACGUAGUGUCAGCAUCCACAAAUAAGGGUGGCAAGAGCUAGACAUCUAUGUUUCUAGCGCACUACAUGUCCCCUGCCACACGGUGGCGUCACUCGAGGGAGCUGCUAUGAAUGAUUCUAUUUUUCUAAAUGGUGGAGAACAUAUACUGGAUAAAAAACAAACAUGACCACACACUUACACACAUGCGCAUGUGCACACACACACACCACAGUGUGCAAUGACUUUCCUGCUUGCUUUCGCAAAUGACAGAAGAUUGUACUAGUUUUGGUUUCUUUCAUUUGAGAUGAGGAGAGCAAAAUAAAGAGAGAGCGAGCGAGGGAGUUUGUCCUGACUUAUUUCCCAGGAUUGACAGAGAAUCUGUCCAAUCCUGUAAGGAAAAUUAAAUCUGGGCUUUGCCCACAAGUGGCCUGACUGACUGUCCAUCCUAGCUAACUGUCUGCAUUGCCCCAACGUUGCAGUGACGUUGCUGCAGCGUUGGGGGUAAUAGUGAGUGUCAUGUGUUUAGGAACAGUAUAUAGGGGUUAUGUAGGUUUGGGAUGUCUGUCCAAUCUUGAUGUACACAGAAAAGUGAGUUUUCUCUUAAGUGGACACCCACCAUAAUACACUAGUGUACAGCAUAGUCUGCUCAAUAUUGAAACGUAUAAAAGGAUUUACAGGAAAUGAUCUGCUUGAUACGGAUGCAUCUGAGAGCAAUUCUAUAUAUUUGCUUUCUGUAAAGCAAUAUCUAUUAAGAAGGGUUUAUAUAUGUGUGUACUUUGCCUUAUAAAAGCAUUUAUUGGUUUCAACUUCUGUGUCCACCUUCUAACUUAGGCAGUCACUACGUCUGUAAACUGUCUUUGUUUGUAUACUGUAAAGACUUGCUCUAGAUAUGAGGACACUGUGUAAUUUACACAGUUUAAAGGGCUAUCACUUCUAGUCAAAAAGACCAAAGCUUUGUAGAUUAUUUCCCCAAGAUGGUAUCACAGAAUUCUACAUAUUUAGGUGCAGGUCUCAAACUUGAAACUUGAGAGAUAUUUUGGAAAUGUGAAUUCUAAUUAAAUAAAUACAAAUAUGUGAAUAAUAA
Messenger RNA from Salvelinus namaycush (lake trout), 5638 nucleotides. It is a transcript of the gene cast, whose product is annotated as calpastatin. The record is from RefSeq and is a predicted model, not a curated record. The coding region runs from base 60 to 4616 and encodes 1518 amino acids. The transcript is spliced from 54 exons. NCBI's taxonomy places the organism in Eukaryota, Metazoa, Chordata, Actinopteri, Salmoniformes, Salmonidae. Gene Ontology annotation, molecular function: calcium-dependent cysteine-type endopeptidase inhibitor activity. Gene Ontology annotation, cellular component: cytoplasm.